Messenger RNA from Schistocerca nitens (vagrant locust), 794 nucleotides. RefSeq lists its product as uncharacterized. Lineage: Eukaryota; Metazoa; Arthropoda; Insecta; Orthoptera; Acrididae. Gene Ontology annotation, biological process: hemocyte migration. The record is from RefSeq and is a predicted model, not a curated record. Gene Ontology annotation, molecular function: growth factor activity. Gene Ontology annotation, cellular component: membrane. The transcript is spliced from 3 exons. The coding region runs from base 63 to 536 and encodes 157 amino acids.
CACUGGACGCGGCUGCCCACUCGCCGUCUGGCAGCCGAGGCCCUCACUGUAGCAGCGCCGCCAUGGCAGCACCACGCGCCGCGCUCCUCGUCCUCGCCGCAGUAGUGCUCUGCACUGUCGUCGCUGCACCGUCAGGCACCAAGCUGACGAAGGAGCAGCUGCGCGCCAUGUUCAUGAAGAACCUGCGCCGCUUCCGGUCGUUCCCGUGCAGGGAGCCGCAGAGGCGCUCCGUGAUGGUGGGCGACUUGCUGCUGCGGAAGGGGCAGCUGUCCCCCAGCCAGACGAUCGCGCCGCCUGCCACCGUGCUGCACCUCUGCGGGCCCUCCACCGGCUACUGCUACAGCUCCGACACGGUGUGUGCGCCGCUGGAAAACCAGACGGUGACUCUGCCGUUCCGAGUGCAGGACACCCUGCAGGGCUCCGACUUCAGCGACAUGUCCAUCAACUUCGUCAACCACACGCGCUGCGGCUGCGUGUCCAGGACCGAGGCCCGUGACACGGAGGAAGUCGUCUGGGAGACCAACAGCGUCCCUUGACUCGCUCCGGAGGCGAAGCCCGCGUCGACACGCAGUGCCGGUCUGCAACACGGGUCCACGGUGUUUUAGCCGCCGACUGUGUGCCAAACGAGCGAAUUAACUGAUCGUGUUGCAAGCUGAUUCUCUGCAACAUUAUAAGACUGCAUAUCAUUUGUUGUAUUCAUAAUAUUGUUAAAUACGUAAACCUUCUUUAACAUCUUCCAAUCAUGUAUUUUUUUCUUUUGUGAAUCACAAUAAAUGGCACCUAACACUUUCUAA